This is a messenger RNA of Neospora caninum, 135 nucleotides long. RefSeq lists its product as hypothetical. The coding region runs from base 1 to 135 and encodes 44 amino acids. The transcript has a single exon. The record is from RefSeq and is a predicted model, not a curated record. NCBI's taxonomy places the organism in Eukaryota, Apicomplexa, Conoidasida, Eucoccidiorida, Sarcocystidae.
AUGGACUGUUCAAACGGUAGGUUAGGAAAGAAGGAAACAAAGGACAAGAAGGGCGUAACGGCGGACACGCCUGAGAAGAAAACAAAGGCAAAACGCACUCGUCACACCCCAGGCGUAGACCAUGCAUGCCAGUAA